Molecule: messenger RNA, 1799 nt
Organism: Aspergillus pseudotamarii
Lineage: Eukaryota; Fungi; Ascomycota; Eurotiomycetes; Eurotiales; Aspergillaceae
Product: arabinan endo-1,5-alpha-L-arabinosidase
Exons: 4
Coding region: 353-1585 (410 amino acids)
Biological process (GO): carbohydrate metabolic process
Molecular function (GO): hydrolase activity, hydrolyzing O-glycosyl compounds
Source: RefSeq, a predicted model, not a curated record
GUCACACUCACUUGAAACGUUGAUCCAAUUUCGCUUUGGCUUAUACUUUUCUCACCCUUUCCGCGAUGUGCACUGCCACGCGUCUUGACUUUCGUUUGCUCAAUAGUGUUGUGACGAGACCCUUGCGUUAUUUGGGUGGGUCUCCGAAGAUCGUGGCUGCCUAUCGGUCUUACUGCCACUGAGAUCAAGCUUCGGGACAUCACAAGCAGGCAGUGCCAAUUGCUGCGAGUCUCUUGACGGCUCCUUAUUGUCCAGCUCUCUUCCCCCCAUCUCCGCGACCACAAUUGCUAUUAUCGCCCACUCUUAAAUUGAUACCGAUCUCAGCCUUCUUAUCGGCUGAGAGCCACCGCAAAUGCUUCGCAUUUACAUCAUAUCUUUAGCCUGCCUAUUGGGCAUGGUGCAGGCGGCGCCCUCGGAAAACCUCAAGCCUGCGCACCCCCCUAAUGUGUUUUCAAAAACGGAAAAAUAUCCCUUGCCAAAUCAAGGCCACCUCGACGUCCAUGACCCCAAUAUCUUGCAGUACGAAAAUAAUUUCUAUCUAUUCAAAGGAGGGAUCCAAGUCCCAAUAUUCAAAUCAUCCAGCCUGUCAGGGCCCUGGACGAAGAUUGGAACGGUCCUAGACGGUCCCACGAUCAUCGAGAAACAAAACCGGACGCGUCCCUGGGCUCCAACCACGGUGGAAUGGAAAGGAAAGUUUUAUUGUUUCUACACAGUUAGCGAGAAUGGAGUUCGCAAUAGCGCUAUCGGCGUUGCAAGUACCGACUCGAUCGAGAAUGGUUCUUGGACAGACCAUGGGGGCCUGAUCUAUACUGAAAAGGGUCCUUUGUCCCAUGUCUGGCCAUAUACUGUAUCCAAUGCCAUUGAUGCCUCGUUCAUAGUAGACCAGCAAACGGGACAGCCGUACCUGCUAUAUGGUAGUUACUGGCAUGGCAUUUUCCAGGUGCCAUUGGCCGAUGACCUAUUGUCUGUCAAGAACGCCGAGAAGCCGGACGCGAAGAAUUUGGUAUAUAUACCAGAUGGAAAACCAAAGCCGGAUGAAGGGUCUUUCAUGAGCUACAAGGAUUCUUAUUAUUAUCUCUGGUUUAGUCAUGGAAAAUGCUGUCAUUUUAAUAAAGGUUUCCCGACUAUGGGGCAGGAGUAUAGUAUUCGGGUUGGAAGGUCGAAGGAUGUGCGAGGUCCGUUUGUGGACAAGCACGGAAAGAAACUGACGGACGGGGGCGGCACCACUGUUUACGAUUCAAACCAUGGAAUCGUCUAUGCUCCUGGUGGGAUUGGGGUGCUGCCUGCCACUACCACGGAUCCAGAAAUUUUAUAUUAUCAUUAUCUUAACACGAGUGUCGGUUUCUUGCAUGGCGACGCCUUACUGGGUUGGAGCUACCUCGACUACGAGGAUGGCUGGCCUGUAGCAAGAGAAUCGAAAAACUUUGCAUCCACGCUUCAGCCGGACUACACCUUCACCAUGGUCGUCAUAUUGUGUAUGUGUUGCUUGGCUCUGAUUCUACUUCCAGCUCGCUUUACUGGUCAGAAACUCAUAUUACUAUUUGUAUUCCUAGUCGCGACAGGCUUUCUGUGGCUCCACAGGUGAUAUUGCGGUAUUGGAUGUUGAUGAUUGUUUGAUUUCCUAUUAUACCCUUUCCAUGUACCAACGAUCAGUCAUGCUGGGCUGAGUUGCAGAUAUAUAUAGAGUGAUGUUCCUGGCCUCGUGUUGUUUCGCAAGUGUUGCUGGACGACACACGUGGACACAUGUAUAUAGACUACACUUUAGAUAUGACCAUCAUGAACCAUCUCAUUUCCGUUCA